Sitodiplosis mosellana (orange wheat blossom midge) is the source of this 3966-nucleotide messenger RNA. RefSeq lists its product as uncharacterized. The transcript is spliced from 3 exons. The record is from RefSeq and is a predicted model, not a curated record. Bases 1 to 1491 code for a protein of 496 amino acids. Lineage: Eukaryota; Metazoa; Arthropoda; Insecta; Diptera; Cecidomyiidae.
AUGGUGGCCCGUCAAGGAAACAAUCAAAUGCGUCGCAAUAACAACCGCAACAAUAUGAAUGGAAAUCAAAACGGUGGUGGCAAUCGCCAAGGAGGUAAUUUGCGCCAAAAUUUUAAGAAUCAAAAUCAAAACCAAGGGCAAAACCGUAGUUUCGGCGGUGGUUUCAAGCAACAAGGCCCAAACAAUCAAAACCAACGCAAUAACCAGAACCGUAAUAGCAAUGGCGGUGGUGGUGGAAACAACACACCAAACUUGGGUAAUUUCAACCAAUUGGCCGCUGCCAUGUUGCUUCAACAGCAAAAUCAAUUGUUGCAAAGCGCCUCGCAAAUGAUGGACAAUCCCGGCUAUUUGGACUUCAAUGAACCACGCCAAAACUUUUCGCCACAGAAAAAUAGCAAAAAUUUGCAAAACAGUAACAACCAACAAAAUGGCAACAAUCGCAAUAACAACCGCAACAACAACAACAGAGACAACAAUGGUAACAAUAAUCAAGGGGGACGUCGCGGUAAUAACUUGAACAACAGAAACAACAACCAAGGAGGUAAUCAAGGAAAUUUCAACAAUCAAGGCAAUUACAACAACAAUCAAAGGAACAACAACCAACGUAAUAACAAUUUGAGUGGAAACAACCAAGGUGGUAAUAACCCACGAUUCCAACGAAAUAACAGCAACAACAACGGCAACAAUGGCAACAAUGGCAACCAAAGCGGUUCAAGCAUUUCUAAUUUCGGUGGCUUCGGUGGCUUAGGCAACAACGGAGGCCAAUUCCGCAACCAAAACCAACGCCAACUACCAUUCCCAAAUCAAUCAUCAUUCGAUAACAGCUUUGCUGCCAGUCUCUUCACCAACCAAGGUUUUAAUCGUGCUGCAGCCAUUUUGGCACCACAAUUGACUCCAUUGUUGAAUCGCCAAGGCGGUCGUCAGUUGCGCCGUUUGCAAGGGGGCAAUCAAUUGAAUGGCAACGGUCCAUUCAGAGGCAAUGGUCCACGUGGCUUGCCAUUGCGUCGUAAAUUGGCCAACGGCAAACCCGCCGGCGGCAACUUGAAAGGUGUUCGCAACGUGAAAAACCAAAAGGGGCAAAAAAACGUAAAAGGCGGCCGUAAGGUCGGUGGAAAGGGACGUCGUAACCAAGAUCGCUACCAAUUGAGCAAGCCAUGGGUCACUGAUGAAAUUAAGGCCGCGCAUGAAAAGAAAGUCGAAUUGGCCAAUCAAUUGAAGGGCAACAAAAAUGACGAACUAUUUGCCGAAUUCAAGGUCAAACGAGAUGAAUUUGUUAAGCUAUACGACGCUGCCCGUACUGAGUACAACAAAAACAAGGCCAAUGAAAAGAAAACCGAAUCGGAAAAAGCAAAAGAAACAAAUGAAAAUACAGAAAGUACAGAAAGUACAAAUACAGAGACCGACGCCGCCGCCGACGAUACCGCCGCCACUGAAAAUGAAAAUGAAAAUGAAAAUGCGGCAAAUGACACAAGUGUUGCAGCCACCUCAUAAGUCCAAUAAACACAAAAUGCAAUUUUUUUCCCCCACACAAAGAAAAACAAGUUUGCGUUUAAGUUGUUUGGCAGAGGUGUGCGAUCAUGCAUAGUCUCGUAUCGUGUAUCGCAAACAAUUUUGACAGUUGACAAUUCACAAGCAACCAACAAUUUCAACAUACACACACACACCCACAAAAUGCAACAGCCAAGAUAACCGUACAUUUUUUCGCUUCAUUUUCUGAUAUGUAUAAAUGGUGAACAUUUUAUUCUUAUUUUAUUAACGUAACCGAUUUUUUUGAAUGAGGGAAAACAAAACGAAACAUUAUUUAGUAGAAAGAGUUGAACAAAACAAAACAAUUUACUUACUCUAUAUGCACACAAGAUUGUAUAAGACAAGUAAACACUCAAAUUCAUACAAAUUAUAUUGUAGCUAAAGGAAAAUCAUAACAAAACCAUGAAGAAGAAGAAAACAAAAGAAAUAAAAACGCAGAACUGUUUUAUUCGGAGAAUUUAUGAAAAGAAUAAAGUUGAAAAAGUAAUGCGAAGAAAAAAACGUAGCGAAUAUUAAAAUCAGCAGUUUUAAAAAUAUGUUGAAUCCAAUAUAAAAUCACAAAUCCACACAUUUAAACUAGAGAGUCAAUGUUUUUUUCGCUGCAUGUUUUUAUUCUGAACAACAACACACACACACAAAAAUAUGUAAAUGUAACCCAAUCUUAAAUUUGGUGUACUAUUAUUUAAGUAUGUAUCUUAUCUCUAUCAUUUUUGAUCCCAUCAGUUUUCGCUAGCAUCAUUCAACAAUGCAUCAAAUAGAGUGUGUGCUCCAUUGCCGUCAGUACAAUGACUGUGUACUCGACGAUGUUCUUUUUUCCCCGAAUAUUAAAAUAAAAGAUGAAUUAUAUUCCCAUGCACGCAUCUAUUUUCGAUCUUGAAUGAAUGCCAUAUGCAUUUUUUGUGGUCAUCUCGAGAGAAGUUCUCUUUUUUCUCUCGCUGGAGAAGUGAUGCGACCUUCAAACUUAUUGCUAUAUUACAUCUCCACAAUGCACUUGCCAACAUCACGGAUCACAGAAUAAUUCCAUUGAAUUUUCCCAAUGCGGAAAAUUAUUAACGCAAUAAAGAAAACAAAAAUUGAUGAAGAUGAUGACAAAAAUAUGGUGGGCAAAUUAAACGUUUCAUUCAAAAACAAACACAAAACUAUUUUUCAUGAUUAGUAGAUAAAGAUACAUAUGAACAAACAAAAAAAAGUUAAAUAAAAAUAAAAAAAAAUUAAACGCUGAAAUCGACAAGGAUUUCGCUUUGAUGGGGUUUUACUUUGAUCUGUGGGUUGCUGCUGUUGUGAACACAAAAGCCAAAACAAAAGUCAUUCGACUUUUUAGUUACGCAACCAUGAAAACUCUGUCCAGUGUGCCAACAACCGGAUGGUUCUCCAUCCAGUAUGCGUCAUGGCUCUCGAACCAGCAACACACAAAACCGCCACAGACGCAAAAUAACACCAUUUUAUCCAUUUAAAAUUAGUACGAUAUACAUUGAUAACGAUUAGCUUAAGUUCAAUUUAUUCACAAAUGCAUAUAAUUUGACCAUUUCAAUUUCAUUUAUAUGAGAACGAGAAAAAGGAACAAGAAAAUUACAUGAUGAUUAGACACAAAAGAAUUGAUGGUUAUUUUUUGGUAAAUGUUUCUUUUUUUUAUUGAAUGAGUGUUUAAAAAUUCGACUCUUUUGUUUCGAACUUAUUUUUUUGCGUGAAAUUGUUUGAGAUUUCAAUUUGCAGAGAUGAAAUAAAUAAAAACAUAGAUUUUAUGCUAAAUGAAAGAAAAAAAAAUUGUAUUCCUUAACUGAAUCCUUUCGUUUAUGAUUUUGACUGGAUGAAGAAAAAAAUCGGAACGAUACUUUCACUUCGGAUUGCGAUCGAAAAAAAAACAAGAGGAAAAGAGAUAAAAACCUCGGUGUUGUCGUUUUUGUGGCUCUGGGGCUGAUUCUCACACAAAUGAACACACACAUAAAUACAUCCAGUGUGUUGUGGUACAAGAGUCCUUGUACACGAGACAUCAGCUGAAAUAAAGAGAUAAAAACACAUGGUAGCUCUAUCGAAUAUGUUGUUGACAUCGCCACAACCACACCACACACAACAAUAUUCGUCUUAUUUAUUUAUGGCUCUCCCGAGUGUAACCAAGUGGCAAUACUUGACAUAUAGAACAAAUAUCCCAAGCUAUUUUACCUUACUAUUUUUUUCGUUUUCGUAUCUAAAGAACACCUAGAUCUAUUUAUCUUAUCUUCUAUCUAUUUAUAAUGUGUAAUUAAUCAGCGGAUCAAUUACAACACACAAAUAUUAUAAUAGACAAUUUUUAAACGACACACGCAAUACAUAACGAGAAAGAAGAAAAAUAAACAGAAAGUAAUUCGAUCAUUUAUUGAAUUUCAAUUAGUUUUUAGGAUGAGAUCUAUUGUAACAACAUAUUUUAUUGUUUCCAAAAUAAAAACGUUCAUUGAAAAACAA